AUGAUUCGGUAUCGACGAGACGAUGAACCGAGCUCAGCCGCCGUCGCCGUUGCCAUCACCGCCAGCAACAACACAAAUAACAGACUGCGUCUAAACGGCCACAUUUUGCACUGCCUGAAUCGCUCGAACGACAUGCAACUUUCCCAAAAUGGUAGAAAGCAACUGCAAUUUCUCGUACCUCCUCAUUUCGCCAUUUUUGCUACACUCCAGCUGCGAGGAGUAGAACGAUCACUGAAGUCAUUCCCCAUCAAAAAUUAG
Protopolystoma xenopodis is the source of this 258-nucleotide messenger RNA. NCBI's taxonomy places the organism in Eukaryota, Metazoa, Platyhelminthes, Monogenea, Polystomatidea, Polystomatidae. The record is from the annotation of a GenBank genome assembly.